This is a messenger RNA of Linum tenue, 684 nucleotides long. NCBI's taxonomy places the organism in Eukaryota, Viridiplantae, Streptophyta, Magnoliopsida, Malpighiales, Linaceae. The record is from the annotation of a GenBank genome assembly.
AUGAACUUCUGCAGCCCCUUCUCUCCACCAGGAAAUCCCCCUGUUAAGCCCAUCAUUUCCUUGUCAAACCCAUCUUCUGGGACGCCCUCGGGCAACUGGCUCACUGGACUUCCUUUGUCAUCUGGAUCCGAGCUAGUUGGUUCGACGUUCCUCUUGAGUUCUUUCUCCAGGCCUUCCUCCCCAUUGCAUAGCCCUCUCCCUCCCAGGAGCUGGGAGAGGUCGAAUUUGGCGCGUGCUACGUGCUUGAGCCUCGAAUCCUUAGGGAUCGAGGAGUACGAUGGCCUGUGAGGCUUGGUGUUGAGGGCCUUUUGCCCUAGGAAGUUGGAUCUGAGGAGGGCGCCUUGAUGGAGGGGUUGGAGGGUGAUGGAAGAAGAGGCCAUGGGUUUUUCAGAAGCCUGGUUUCAGGUUUGGGGAAAGAAUGAAAGCGGGGAAGAUGUGGCUUGAAAAAUCCUGGCCACAAAUUUGAGGCUCGUGGGAGGGAUAGUCCUAUAUUCCUAUUCUCUUGCCAUCUCAUCUCUUGUAUUUUUCUCUCCUCUGUAAGCAUCUUUUGACGUUUGUGAUUGUUACAUGUGGAUUGAUCCCUUCUCUUCUGGUAACAUUUUAGUGGCUUCUCGAAUUCGUUCGUGAAUCAUGAUGUUAUCCACUUUAUCCCUAAAGCCGUAGAUAUCUCUAGCCACAGGGGCC